Molecule: messenger RNA, 2079 nt
Organism: Morone saxatilis (striped sea-bass)
Lineage: Eukaryota; Metazoa; Chordata; Actinopteri; Moronidae
Product: solute carrier family 22 member 13-like
Biological process (GO): transmembrane transport
Cellular component (GO): membrane
Molecular function (GO): transmembrane transporter activity
Source: RefSeq, a predicted model, not a curated record
AAUCCCGACUUUCUCUUUCUCACACUGCUCUCCGGGCCCAUUAAGAUACCAAAAUGAGCAACUUUGGGCAGAUCCUGAAAGAGAUUGGGGAGUUUGGUUUAUUUCAGAAGCGUUUGGUGGCUGCAUUAUGCAUCCCCAGCAUGUUUGUAGCUUUCGACGUGAUUGGUCAGGUGUUCACAGGCAUGAACUUCCCUCAUCACUGCAACACUGACUGGAUCUUGGAGCGUGGGCCCAACCUGACAGAUGAGUUCAACCUUGUGUGUGACAGGAGCAGCUUGAUUGAGGCAUCACAGUCCAUCUACAUGGCCGGUCUUCUGGUUGGAGCGCUGGUGUUGGGGCCGAUGGCUGACAGGUUUGGUCGACGCUUUGUAGUCCUGCUCUCACUUCUUCUCCUACUGUUGUUUGGUGUCGGUGCUGGUUUCUCACCCAACAUCUACGUUUAUAUUGUUCUCAAAUUUUUAGGUGGCAUCUCCAUUUCAGGCAUUAUUGCUAAUGCAUUUGUGAUAGGUGGAGAGUGGAGCGAUUCCUCCAAGUUUGCUCUCUGCACCAUUAUCUGCCACUCUUUUUUCCCUCUUGGACUGAUGAUGUUGUCUGGAGUUGCCUAUUUGAUCCGCAACUGGAGGAUCCUGCAGUGGGUGCUCUUCAGCCCUCUUAUCCUUGUCCUGGGAAUCUUUUAUUGGAUUCUUCCAGAGUCAGCUCGCUGGCUCAUCACACAGGGCAGGAAGGAGGAGGCCAUAAAGGAGAUCCGGAGGGCAGCCAAGGUGAAUGGGAGGAAUGUCCCGGAAGAUCUGAUAGACAAGCUGGAGGCUGAGGGUACAUCCAAAAGAGGAAACAUGUUGGACAUCUUCAGGAUAUCAUAUCUCAGAAAACGAGCUUUCAUAAUGAGCUUCAUCUGGUUUGGAACAAGUAUGAUGUACUACGGACUGAGUCUGAACGUUGGAAAUUUCGGUCUGGAUAUCUACCUCACACAGUUCAUCUUUGGCGUAGUUGAAGUCCCUGCACGUCUGGGCUGUUUACCUCUUAUCCAGCACUUUGGGAGGAAAAUAUGUCUAGUAGGACUCCUGUUGCUUGGAGGUUGUGCUUGUCUUGCAAUACUUGCAGUUCCAAGAGAUCUUCCUGUUGUUGUAACAGUCAUAGCUGUACUGGGAAAAUUUGCUGCCACUGCCAGUUUCUCCAUUGUCUACGUUUAUACUGCAGAGCUAUACCCCACCACUCUAAGGCAGAAUGGUGUAGGUCUAAACUCCAUGUGUGCUCGUGUGGCGGGCAUCCUUGCUCCACUGAUCAGGCUCCUGGAUGUCUACCAUUACACCAUCCCCAUGCUGAUAUAUGGCAUCAUCCCCAUUACUGCUGGGGGUUUGUGUUUAUUACUGCCUGAAACUCGUAAUGUUGAACUCCAGGACCACGCUGAACUCACAAAUCCAGAGAACGGGACUGCUGAGAUGGCAUCCUUCACUAAAUCAGGAAAGAGCACAAAAAUGUAAUUUACAUGGACAUAAUGGCUGUCAUAGCUUUUUCAUAUCAGGAAAACUAGUUUACCUUUUUUCUAAUUACUGGUGUGUUACCCAAAUGCAAAGCUUCAACUGAAUUAUGUUGAACUUGUAAAUUAUUAAGCAUAAUGUUAUGUUUUGUAGUUACAAUCUGUUAAAAAAUUACCCACUACUACAGAAUUUAUAGACUGUUUGAUAACUUGAAUUGAAUUGUAUAUACAGUAUAUUAAAUUGUGUGUAUUUGCUAUGCACCUAUUUGUUUCUCACCUCAUUUUAAUUGAUGUAUGAUGGACAGUACGCGUGUUAUAGCGUGUAUGGAUGUAUUGCCUGUAUGUAUUUCAGUUGCUUCAAGUCAACUGUAGAGCAUUAUGGAAAAUGGGAAUAAGCAAACAUUUUGACAUGUCAUAGUACAAAGUAACUAAUUACAUUGAGUCACUUUUGUUCAUCUUUGAGCUGCAAAUUUGCACAAUUGUUCUGUCAUUGAUGUGGAUAAAGUUAGUAACUGUGUGUUAAACACAGAGGAACACUGACUGAGUGACUGAGAGUUGGUACAUGUAUUAUGUAGCCAGAAACACAACAAAUGAAUGCUGUA